UUCAGUUGACGUUGGGAUUUUCUGUAGAACAAGUGUGUUGGGCCGGAUUUUUGAUUGAUGAGUAGUGCAACCGUUUUGGAUAUAGGAAAAGGAAGGUGAUUCAUCGAAAGGUUUCCCAUUCGACGUCCAAAAACGGCGCAACCACUUGGAGGAGAACGUGAUCCAGCAUCGCUUCGAUUCCGGACUGCGGGACCUUUGUUUCCGAAACGCGAUCGUUAAAAAUUAGCGUCCACUUUUUCGCUGCCUAGCUUUUAUUUUAGAAAGCCCACCACUAAACGCAGACCCAAACGGCUGAUUAGACGGAGAGUAGAGCAUUACAAAAAUCAAGGGAAGAUUUGCAACAAACCCGGUCUUAAAGUCGGCGGACCACACGAUGACGUCAAGAUGCAGCAACACAAAUGUCAAACUAAUGCGACGCAGCCGCGGUCACAUUGGGAUGCUAAUUUUGGUGCUGUUGCUUUUGCUGCCCGAAAUGACCGAUUCGCAGCAGCAGCAACAGCUCGGAGGACGUCGAAGGAAUCGUAACGAGCGAUGCCCAAAGGUCCGGGCCAUGCGAAACUUCGAUCUGUCCAGCAUGAUGGGCUUCUGGUAUGUGAUCCAGUAUUUCGCCUCAUCCGAAACCCUUCCGGAGUACUCCUGUAUGCACAGUUCCUUCGCCACCUCGGAUGGGUUUGUAACGAUGAAUUUCACCUACUACUUUUCGGACGAUCCGUUGAAAACUUUCCAACAGGGAAACAUCUCCUGGGUCAUUCCGAACUACAGUCAACCAGCUCAUUGGAUUCACGCCGAGUGGUCUUUCGAAGAAGUCUACAAUACCUACAUCAUCGACACCGACUACAAAUCGUGGGGCCUAAUCAUGCACUGUGCCGAGAAGACCAAAACGCAAAAGUACCUCUCGGCGCUGAUGAUUUCCCGCCAGCCAACCCUAACGCCCAAUGUGAUUAAUUUUCUACGGGAAAAGCUGCCCCGGUACGAUAUCGAUUUGAGUUACAUGUUCAUGAUUCCCCAGGAAAAUUGUACCAUCAACGAGCAGGACCCGAAGAAGUACUUCAAGUAUGAAGCUCUGUAAGGAAGAUUAAAUUUCAUCUCUUUAAAAAAAAAGCAAUGGCUUUCACUUAAUAUUCAAACAGCCUUGUCUGAGUUAUCUGGCAUCACUUCUAAGUUAAUAAAAUACCACCCACAGUCUACAGACGCGGAUUUCU
This is a messenger RNA of Uranotaenia lowii, 1202 nucleotides long. RefSeq names its product apolipoprotein D (gene Karl). Gene Ontology annotation, molecular function: violaxanthin de-epoxidase activity. Lineage: Eukaryota; Metazoa; Arthropoda; Insecta; Diptera; Culicidae. The record is from RefSeq and is a predicted model, not a curated record. The transcript is spliced from 4 exons. Bases 374 to 1069 code for a protein of 231 amino acids.